Messenger RNA from Peromyscus californicus insignis, 1055 nucleotides. RefSeq names its product golgin subfamily A member 6-like protein 7. Lineage: Eukaryota; Metazoa; Chordata; Mammalia; Rodentia; Cricetidae. The coding region runs from base 1 to 897 and encodes 298 amino acids. Gene Ontology annotation, cellular component: cytoplasm. The record is from RefSeq and is a predicted model, not a curated record. Gene Ontology annotation, biological process: intracellular iron ion homeostasis; iron ion transport. The transcript is spliced from 4 exons. Gene Ontology annotation, molecular function: ferric iron binding; ferrous iron binding.
AUGGCACAGAGGAAAGGGGCAAAAAAGGAGGUCAUUCCUGAAGAGUCUUUACCUUUUAUACAGAAAAUCGCCUGCCUGCAGAUGAACCUCAGUGAUGCUUAUUAUUUCUUGAGUUGUUAUUAUAUGGAUGAUGUGGCAGUGGUCGGUGUUGGAGCAUACAUUCAGGACCAGGCUGCAUUGAAAUGGUAUCAUGCAAAAGAAUCCAUGAGAUACAUCAUAAAAAGAGGUAAUAAAGUCUGCCUUCCGGAUAUUCAGAGACCUGAACUAGGCCACCAGAGAUGCAUUGACUGUUUAAUGACUGUUCUAUGUAUGGAAAAAGAAUUAACUGAAGUCCUGCGAAGUCUGUAUGCCACAGCCUUUAAUAUUGGAGAUACUGAUACAUUAAAAUUUGUGAGAGCGUUAAUAUCUAAACAGACAAAGAGUGAAGAACAUUUGGCAAAUGGAAUUGCUGAGCAGAAGAAGCAAGAAGAGAAGGAGAAGCGAGAAGAACAGGAGAAGCGAGAAGAACAGGAGAAGCGAGAGGAGCAGGAGAAGCGAGGUGAUGAGCAGGAGAAGCGAGGUGAUGAGCAGGAGAAGCGAGGUGAUGAGCAGGAGAAGCGAGGUGAUGAGCAGGAGAAGCGAGGUGAUGAGCAGGAGAAGCGAGGUGAUGAGCAGGAGAAGCGAGGUGAUGAGCAGGAGAUGGGAGGUGAUGAGCAGGAGAUGGGAGGUGAUGAGCAGGAGAUGGGAGGUGAUGAGCAGGAGAUGGGAGGUGAUGAGCAGGAGAUGGGAGGUGAUGAGCAGGAGAUGGGAGGUGAUGAGCAGGAGAUGGGAGGUGAUGAGCAGGAGAUGGGAGGUGAUGAGCAGGAGAUGGGAGGUGAUGAGCAGGAGAUGGGAGGUGAUGAGCAGGCUCAGAUGUAGGAGGAAGAAGAGGAGGAGGAGGAAGAGGAAACACGCCUGUCCCCGCCCCCUGACAUGGAAACUGCCAAGAAGAUAACUGAGUGGAAGCAAAUCGGAGCAACUUUUUAUUGCAGGUCCUACAGUCAGUAAUUUAAAGUCUGUCAUUUCCACUUGCCUGA